This is a messenger RNA of Drosophila erecta, 347 nucleotides long. RefSeq lists its product as uncharacterized. Lineage: Eukaryota; Metazoa; Arthropoda; Insecta; Diptera; Drosophilidae. The transcript has 2 exons. The record is from RefSeq and is a predicted model, not a curated record. Bases 64 to 213 code for a protein of 49 amino acids.
UUUGCUCAAAUUUCCCAUAUUUCUCUUGCAUUUCUGCUUGCAGACAUCUUUCGAGUGCUCAAAAUGGUUUACCUAAGUCGUCCUUGGACUCCCGCCAUUAACCCUUUCUACAUUGGCCCCUUUCCGAGAUGCGCAGUUUGUCCGUGCAACUUCGACAUUUAUAAAGGAUACACACCCGGUGGCUGGCACAGUCGCUGCUAUAGCAGCUAUUGACAUGGAUGCGGGAAAAUCAAGAAUACGUCCGGGAACCAAUCUGAGUGAACUUCGACACGGCACACCAAAUCACCUCUCAUGCAGCAGAUAUGUACAAAAAUAAUAAAAUAGACUUACCAUCAAAGUGUGGGAAA